AUGAGCAGCUUAUUUCUGCUGAGGAAAUCUUCCUCAUCCAAAAGGCUCGCUCUCACUGNGAGGAAAUCUUCCUCAUCCAAAAGGCUCGCUCUCACUGCGAUCAACAGUCUAUUAUCUGGGAAUUCAAUUACCAGAAAUUCCGUUGUUUCUCCUAAAUUUCAGAAUUAUGUCGCCACUUCCAGAGAAAGGGCACCAGUGCCUUCAUUUGCACAUUUCUAUUCAGCUACGAGAUGUUUUCACGCGGGCCGGGCCUUGCGGGCUGAGUAUGCAGUGGCUGAUUUAUCUGAUGCGGAUGACAGGAGAUCUUCGAGUGGGGUUGCGGAUGACGGGCUUGAGAUCGCGAAGCUUGGGAUUUCGCAAGAGAUUGUCUCCACUUUGGCUCGUAAGGGUAUCACUAAACUCUUCCCUAUUCAGAGCGCUGUUCUGGAACCAGCAAUGCAGGGGCGCGACAUGAUAGGUCGAGCAAGGACUGGAACAGGAAAGACAUUAGCUUUUGGUAUUCCAAUCAUGGAUAAGAUCAUUCAGUACAAUGAGAAGCACGGGCGAGGAAGGAAUCCGUUGGCCUUGAUCUUGGCACCAACUAGAGAACUUGCACGUCAAGUGGAUAAAGAAUUCUAUGAGUCUGCUCCUGGCUUAGAUACUCUAUGUGUUUAUGGGGGUGUGCCCAUUACACGCCAAAUGAGUUCUCUUGACCAAGGCGUUGAUAUUAUUGUUGGUACCCCUGGACGAGUUAUUGAUUUGAUCAAGAGGGGUUCUUUGAAUUUAUCAGAAGUAAAGUUUACCGUUCUAGAUGAAGCUGAUCAAAUGCUUAAUGUGGGAUUUGCCGAUGAUGUUGAGACUAUCUUGGGAUACAUGACACAGAAGCAUCAGACCAUGAUGUUUUCGGCUACUAUGCCUAAAUGGAUAUUAAAACUUACGCAAAAGUUCCUAAAGAAUCCGGUUACUGUUGAUCUUGUGGGAGAUUCUGAUCAAAAAUUAGCUGAAGGGAUUUCCUUGUAUGCAAUUGCAGCAGAUAUGCGUGAGAAACCAGCAAUGAUUGGAUCUCUAAUAACUGAGCAUGGGAAAGGAGGAAAAUGUAUUGUUUUUACCCAAACAAAACGUGAUGCUGAUCUUUUGGCAUAUGCCAUGCAAAGAAACUUUAGAUGUGAAGCCUUGCAUGGUGAUAUCUCACAGAACCAAAGGGAAAGAACUCUUUCCGGCUUCCGAGAUGGGCGAUUCAAUAUUUUAGUGGCUACUGAUGUAGCUGCUCGUGGCCUUGAUGUACCAAAUGUCGAUCUGGUGGUACAUUAUGAACUUCCAAACUCUUCAGAGAUUUUUGUUCAUCGAUCUGGACGAACUGGCCGUGCUGGGAAAAAAGGUAGUGCAAUUCUCAUCUAUUCAUCCCACCAGUACAGGGACGUCAAGGCUAUAGAACGUGAAGUUGGAUGCCGCUUUGUUGAGCUCCCGAGGAUUGCAGUUGAAGAGGGAGCUAUGGACAUGUACCGUGACAUGAACCGUGGUACCAGUGGUUUUGGUUCUAAUAGAAACACAGGGGGUGGUCGGUUUGGUGAUUCAGGAUUUGGCCGUUCUGGUGGCUCUGGUACUUAUAGGGGUGGUCGUUUUGAUGGACCUACUUCUGGUCGAUCAGGUGGUGGAUUUGGUGGAGGCCGCUCAGGCAAUUUUGGUGGUUUUGUGUCUGGCCGUUCAGGAGGUUUUGGAGACCUAGGUGGUUCAGAUCGGAAUAGUGGCUUUGGAAACCUUGGUGGUCCAAGCCGCUCAAGUGGUUUCGGGGAUUUUGGUUCACGUCGUUCCAAUGGUUUUGGUGAUUCAAAUUCUAGACAGAAUAUUCAGGAGGAGAUUUUUCUGAAGCUAUUUGAGCAUAAUUUGAAUUUAUAG
Molecule: messenger RNA, 1875 nt
Organism: Fraxinus pennsylvanica
Lineage: Eukaryota; Viridiplantae; Streptophyta; Magnoliopsida; Lamiales; Oleaceae
Source: the annotation of a GenBank genome assembly